UUUGAAGACACCCCACCUCUAGUAUAUAAGGAUUGCAACCUAGAACUACAACCAGUAUCUUCUGAACAGAGUACCAGUAAAAUGAACAGAUUUGUGGUCGCACUUUCCUUUAUUGCCUGUGCCUAUGGCGCUCCCAGCAACUAUGGAGCUGUCCAUGCUGGAGCCUAUGGAGCCAUCCAUGCCCCUGUUGCUAUCGGACAAACCCAGCACACCUAUGCUGCCGGACCUGCUGUUGUGCAGAACCAUGUUGAGUAUGGAGUUGUAGGACAUCAGACCGUCCAGGUUGGAACCCAGUCCGUUCAGGCAGGACACCAAUAUGUCCAGGCCGGACAAGAAAUUAUCCCCCAACCUGCCUCCACCUACGCUGCUGGAGCUCCCCAGAACCUUGUUGAGACCAGAGCUCUUCCCGCUCCUGUUAUCCCCAACGUUGCUCCUUAUGCCGCCGCUAUCCCUCCCGCACCCGUCCCAGCUGGACCUGCCCCACUUGAUACUGUUGUCCAGCAGAAGAUCCUUGCUCCUCUUAGGACCCACACCAGAAUCACCCCCGUCCAGACCAACAUUGUUCCUCAACUCCAGGUCAACAAGUACAACGUUGAUGUCCCCGUCAAUGUCCCUGUUCCCGUUGAGAGAGAGGUCCUUGUCACCAAGCAUGUUGCCAAGCCCUACACCGUUGAGGUCCCCAGGCCUGUUGCUGUCCCUGCUCCCUACAAGGUUCACCCCGUCCAGGAGAUUGUUGAGCAGCCCCAUAUCCAUCAUGCCACCUACACCCAGACCGGAUAUGCUCAGGUCGCCGCCCCUGUCGCCACUUAUGCUCAUGCUGCCCCUGUUGCCCAGGCUGCCUAUGCUGUUGCCCCAAUUGCCCAUGCUCAGUACGCUCAAGUCGCCCCUGUUGCCCACGCUCAGGUCGCCUACGCCACUGCUCAUUAAACCUCUCUCAAUAUGUAAACAAAGGCUGUGUGUCCCCCAAAACCUGUUUGAACUUGUACACUGUUCAGAAGACUCAAUCUUUCCUUACGUACUGUACAAGUUUAGCCACUGUAUCCCUUCUACUUUGUUCAGGGGGAGACUGUGCAGUACGUUUGCUGGUGACACACAAAACAAACAUUCAAACAUGUGUGUAAACCAGUUGGCAUUUACUUGUAUUAUUUUGUGUAAUAAAAUUUAUAUGUGUGAA
Messenger RNA from Eurytemora carolleeae, 1174 nucleotides. RefSeq names its product calphotin. The transcript is spliced from 2 exons. NCBI's taxonomy places the organism in Eukaryota, Metazoa, Arthropoda, Copepoda, Calanoida, Temoridae. Bases 82 to 927 code for a protein of 281 amino acids. The record is from RefSeq and is a predicted model, not a curated record.